Molecule: messenger RNA, 1889 nt
Organism: Amphimedon queenslandica
Lineage: Eukaryota; Metazoa; Porifera; Demospongiae; Haplosclerida; Niphatidae
Exons: 6
Coding region: 923-1336 (137 amino acids)
Source: RefSeq, a predicted model, not a curated record
AUGACUAUUUGUGAUGUCUUCGAAAACCAAAUAAUCAAUGAUGCAUCAUUAAAGACACAUGCAGCUAGUAUGAGGAGCAAAAUUGCAUCAGACCACCUCAAGUACCAACCAUUCAACACACUCAAGUUGGACACACCAUGACACCCAAAACAAAAAAUAAGGCUGCUUCUGAUAGAUUAAGAGAAGUGUCAGAUAGGCUAGCGUGCUCAAUAUCAUCUUGUCUGAUGGACGUUACUAGCAAGCUUUAUGCUGGUAAUGUAAUCGGACUUUCAUUGAAAGAUGAGAUGAUCAAUGGUCAUGAUAUUGAUUCAAGGAAAGCUACAAAGCUAGUUAAUGAAUUACAAAGAGCUCUUGAUAAUCACACUAGACCUGAUACAUACUUGGAUGAAAUGUGCAGAGUAUUAAGAAAUGUUCGAGAGAAACAAAUCACUGAUAUAGUGGACACAUUGAGUAGUUUUAAGUGAACUAAAAUAUUGCUAUAGAUUUUCUAAUAUUUUCAGGAUAUUGCCUUACUUUAAAUUAUUUUAAGUAUUUUAGUAAUAUUGAUAAACAUAGUGCUUAGUUUUAUUUAUAAAAAUUUUGUUUUGCAUACAUGACUAUUUUAGAAUUGGGCAUGAUGCAUUGCUGUCUUAUGAUGUAAAUGGAAAUUGGAAAAAUUUGCUAAACAUACAAUGCUGCCACAAAUGCUAUAUAUAUAUAUAUAUAUAUAUAUGCAGCUUUUAUGUUGAUAGUCUGUCUAUCAAAAACUUUAGUUUUAAAAUUUAAUUAACUAAGCUGAUAAUAAUAAAUCAAUAUAUUGGUCUUCUUAGACUGUCAGAGGGCAAGGUAUACUAGAUAGUGCUAGCUUGAUUGUAGUCUAAAGCAACUUUAUUAUGCUUUCAUCAUAGGUAAUGAUGUUAGUGCAGUUUCGACUGGUCCAGCAAUGGUCCCUGCAUUCCAAAGUAAUGAUGCUACUGCAGUUCCAACUGAUCCAGCAAUGGUCCUUGCAUUCCCAACAGAACCCUCUUACAGUAACAAAAACAAUGCUCACAAAGUUUUGACAAGUAGUAAUGACAUGUUAACAAAGAUUGAUUUGAUGUAUUUAGCAGAUAAGAUGGUAGAAAAAGGUAUCAUUACAAGUGAGCAAAAAAGGGAAAUAGUUGAUGACAGAUAUCAUGGACUGUCUGGAUUCCAGCGCAUCAAUAAGUUACUGGAUCAUUUGAGAGACACUGUUGAAGUCAAUGAGGGAACAUUUCAAUGGUUCAUUAAAAUUUUAAAUGAUUAUAAUACUGUGUGGUCAAAAAGUGUUGCUAAGAAACUAAUGGAUAAGUAUACUGAACUACAGAUGACAAGUUAAUCAGCAGCAACAUGUUUUCUAUUUGCGAAACCUGGUUUAACUAUAUAUUAGAUUUUAAAAUAAUAAUUAUAGCUAAAUUUAUUUUAAAAAUAAGACAUUUUGAACAACAAGAAACAAUAACGGGGGUUGGGGGUAUUAUUAUUCAUGUAGACUAUCAUGUACCUGUAGACUAGAAUGUGUAUGAACAUGCAACAGUUAGUCUAGAUAGUUACAGUACAAUUGGAGCUCAUAGGUACAUGUAAAUCUUCUGAUAAAAAUACUACAAUAGCAUUACAAAUUUACAAUGUAGGAUCUAGAGCCAUAAUAAUUAUAAUACUAACAUAGCAGGAAUUAAUUUUGUUAAAAUUUUAAAAAAAUUAAUUCAGCCAGCAAAAGACAUAAUAAGUCAGGCCGGCCUGACAAACAAUAGCGUAUAAUAGCAUAGCAAUUUAACAGCAUAAAUAUUCUUGCAAAAACAGCAGCUAGAUAGUUGGAGGUAAAGCAGCUCUCCAGCCAUCUUGUAGUGCUUUACGUAAUUCAGUUACAGUAGAUUCCAUUUCUGGUUUAUCAGCAA